Molecule: messenger RNA, 1267 nt
Organism: Gastrolobium bilobum
Lineage: Eukaryota; Viridiplantae; Streptophyta; Magnoliopsida; Fabales; Fabaceae
Product: fatty acid desaturase 4, chloroplastic
Exons: 1
Coding region: 173-1105 (310 amino acids)
Source: RefSeq, a predicted model, not a curated record
AAGUUCUCUUGAGAUUUCCUUAGCGCCACGCAUCCUCCUUACCCACCACACCAUGCCAUUCUCCUACUUCCACAAAACACUUCUUCCCAAAGCCACUAUUGAAUAGCUCCAAUUUUUUUGCAUAUUUAGCUCUUUUCUUAUACAACCAUUUGAUUCCUCUUCAACAUCUCCAAUGUCUUCCUUAACCCAAAACAAGUUUCUACCAAGCUACCACCACCAAGUAUACACUAACCGCCCACUCCAACACCCAUCUCGCGUGUGUUGCACCACCACAACCACUACCACCUCGAAGUCUAGGCCCAAUGCUAAGCAAUUAGUUAUUGAGCCUGGGCUUCAGCCGCCACCGCCAACGUCAACGGUGGUUAACACCACUAACCGGCCCAUGGACAAUGACCCAGAUUUGCAAUCAACAUGGUCUCACAGGGCAUGGGUUGUAGCUGGGUGCACAACUUUGGUUAUUUCUUUGGGUGAGUCCAUAAAAGGUGCAGUUGAUUUACACAUGUGGGUUGAGCCAAUUUUUGCAGGCUGGGUUGGUUAUAUUUUAGCUGAUCUUGGAUCUGGGGUUUACCAUUGGGCCAUUGAUAAUUAUGGGGAUGGUUCAACCCCAAUUGUUGGAUCCCAAAUUGAGGCUUUCCAAGGACACCAUAAGUGGCCAUGGACCAUAACUAGGCGCCAAUUUGCAAACAACAUGCAUGCACUUGCACGUGCAGUGACCUUCACAGUGCUUCCUAUAGACAUUUUUUGCCAUGACCCUAUAUUUCAAGGGUUUGUUGGGAUGUUCUCUGGUUGCAUUAUGUUUAGCCAGCAGUUUCAUGCAUGGGCACAUGGUACAAAGAGCCGGCUUCCACCACUCGUUGUGGCGUUGCAGGAGGCCGGGGUGUUGGUGUCACGGCCGCAGCACGCCGCGCACCACCGGCCACCGUAUAACAAUAAUUACUGCAUAGUGAGUGGAGUAUGGAAUGAGUUUUUGGAUAAGUAUAAAGUUUUUGAAACUAUGGAGAUGUUAUUGUAUUUUAAACUUGGGGUUAGACCCAGGUCAUGGAGUGAGCCUGCCUCUGAGUGGAUGGAGGAGAUUAAAAUCCCUUCUCAAAUCCAAGCCCAAUGAUCCAUCAUUUUCCUUCUUUUUUAUUGGCAUGGGAUCUAUAGGUCGAGGUCUAGAUUUGAUUGAUGUAAUUAGCUUAUUUUAUGGCUGUUAUCUCCCUGUUUUAUAUCAUAGAAAUAAAAAUUCAAUAGAUUUUCUUUUUGGGUUCAAAAAAUCAUUUAAGAC